AUGCAGCUUUCCUUGGCUCGGAGUGGGAGCUCCCAGUUUCGCGUUUCCUCAUCGUUGGGGGCGCUGGCCAGCCAGCUACAGGGCCCUUGGGUUCCCACGGCCCCUCCCAGUCUGUACUUAAGAAAUGACUGCAGAUACUUCUGCAACGGAAGGGAGGGAGCUCUUAUGAGGGCUGCCGCGGCGGAACCUCGUUGGCUCAGUAAUGUGUACUCUGGCUGGGGUGGCGCAGUGCGUUGUUUUGCCGGGGGAAAGCAGAAGGGCGGAGAGACCGCCAAAGAAAAGAAGCUGCGACGGCUCCUCAGAAAGAUUAACCCCGACGCAGCAAAUAUGGGAGAACAUGCAGGCGAGGUAGAUGAUGACAGUCGCGAUUGCCAGUAUCAGCGCCAGCAAAGAAGAAAAGGGGCAGAGCGGGAGGGCAGAGCAGCAGCAGGGCUCGAGGGCUUUGAGGCGGAGGCGGAAGCAGCCAGGCAGCAAAUGGAGAAUCAGCUUCAGCAUCUUGCAGGAAAGCUCAAGGAGAUGCAGAUAUCCCGACCCCAUGUGGAGGUUUUCGAGCAGAUCCAAGUCCACGUCGGUGGCAGCACCAAGCGACUAGGCGAGUUAGCACAGGUGCUCAUUCGGGGUAACUCGUUCGUGAGGCUCACGAUUUUUAACGAUCAGCACCUCUCGAAGGUGGUGUCUGCUCUCCGCCAGACGGAUGAGCGUUGGAGUAUCACUGAAGAGGGGCCGACAAUCGUCCGCGUGCAGCUCCCUAAGAUGACGGAGGAGCUCCGGAGUUCUUUUGUGUCUCAAGCGAAGGCUGCGGCAGAAGGGUGCAAAGUGCAAGUUCGCCGGGUUCGCCAGGAUUUCAGAUCAAAGCUUCACAGUGUAUGUUCCCAAACUAAGGGGGCAGAUGAGUCCCUCAAACGUGAGAAGGAACAACAGCUCCAGCACAUGACAGAUGAUGCUGUGAGACGCGCAAAUCAGCUUCUUAACGACAAGCUCAAGCAGUUGGCCGCCUCCCCGACGUGA
Cyclospora cayetanensis is the source of this 1008-nucleotide messenger RNA. RefSeq names its product ribosome-recycling factor. Gene Ontology annotation, biological process: translation. Gene Ontology annotation, cellular component: mitochondrion. Gene Ontology annotation, molecular function: ribosomal large subunit binding. Bases 1 to 1008 code for a protein of 335 amino acids. The transcript is spliced from 5 exons. NCBI's taxonomy places the organism in Eukaryota, Apicomplexa, Conoidasida, Eucoccidiorida, Eimeriidae. The record is from RefSeq and is a predicted model, not a curated record.